Lathyrus sativus (Indian pea) is the source of this 1077-nucleotide messenger RNA. Lineage: Eukaryota; Viridiplantae; Streptophyta; Magnoliopsida; Fabales; Fabaceae. The record is from the annotation of a GenBank genome assembly.
AUGGGACGUUCACCAUGUUGUGACAAAGUUGGUUUAAAGAAAGGUCCAUGGACUCCAGAAGAAGAUCAAAAACUCUUGGCUUAUAUCGAAGAACACGGCCAUGGAAGUUGGCGCGCUUUGCCAGCUAAAGCUGGUCUUCAAAGAUGUGGGAAGAGCUGCAGAUUAAGAUGGACCAAUUAUCUUAGACCUGAUAUUAAGAGAGGAAAGUUUAGUUUGCAAGAAGAACAAACAAUUAUUCAACUUCAUGCUCUCUUAGGGAACAGGUGGUCAGCUAUAGCUACACAUUUGUCAAAGAGAACAGAUAAUGAGAUAAAGAAUUAUUGGAACACACAUUUGAAGAAAAGGUUAACAAAAAUGGGAAUUGAUCCAGUUACUCACAAACCUAAAAAUGAUGCACUUCUUUCUUCAAGUGAUAAUGUUCAUUCAAAAACAGCUUCAAAUCUUAGUCACAUGGCUCAAUGGGAAAGUGCUCGUCUUGAAGCUGAAGCUAGACUUGUUAGAGAAUCCAAAAUCCGUUCACAUAAUUCACUUCUUCAUAAUAAUCAUAAUCAUUUGAAGGCUUGGAAUAUUAAUCUUGAAUCUCCUACUUCAACUUUAUCUUAUAAUGAGAAUGUUCCACCAAUUAUUAUGAGUAGUGAAGGAAUUGGAGGAGAGAAAAACAUCAAUGAUAUUGAGAAAAAUAGUAACAAUAAUAAUAAUGUUAAUGAUGAUGAGAACAAUGUUGUUGUGUCUAUGAUCGAGUUUGUAGGGACAAACUCAAGCUCAAUUGUGAAAGAAGAAGGUGGUGAUGAUCAAGAAAAUUGGAAAGAUUAUGAAAGUUUUACAUCAAAUCUUCAUCAUGAGUUAACUAUGUCAAUGGAUCAAGGUGGUGUUGGAGAUGUUAUUGCUGAAGAAGGGUUUACUAAUCUUUUGCUUAAAACAAAUUCUGAAGAUUUGAGUUUGUCAGAAAGUGGUGGAGAAUCUAACAAUGGUGGUGAUGGUGGAAGUGGAAGUGAAUUCUAUGAAGAUAACAAUAACUAUUGGAAUAGUAUUCUUAAUUUAGUUAAUUCAUCACCUUCUCAUUCCCCAAUGUUUUGA